Messenger RNA from Pleurotus ostreatus (oyster mushroom), 936 nucleotides. RefSeq lists its product as uncharacterized. The transcript is spliced from 3 exons. NCBI's taxonomy places the organism in Eukaryota, Fungi, Basidiomycota, Agaricomycetes, Agaricales, Pleurotaceae. The record is from RefSeq and is a predicted model, not a curated record. Bases 1 to 936 code for a protein of 311 amino acids.
AUGACUUCAAUUACUCGAAACCUCCCUUCAUUUGUCAAAGAUCUCGGUGUCGCCGUCGUUGGCGAGAAAUGCUAUAUCUCGCUGGUAGAGAACCUAGAGUUCGGCGACGUUCCCUGCCUUAAGUUUGCUGUUUCAAAAGUAUUGGGAAUUGGCAUCGUAGUCGGAGGAUCAAUAGUGAAAGUUCCUCAGUUACUGCUCAUCGUGAACGCGAAGUCUGCGCAAGGGUUGUCCCUGGAGUCCUAUAUCCUUGAGACUCUCUCAUACGCCAUAACGCUCGUCUACUCGUUCAGAAACGAACUCCCCUUCUCAACCUACGGCGAGAACCUCUUCCUCACCAUUCAAAACACCCUCAUCACGCUUCUCAUCAUUGCGUACGCACCUAGUAGUAGUUCACGAACGCCUGCCCCCCUCGCGAUUUCAACCCUCGUCACAGCUUUUGCCGCCCUGGCUCGUGUUCCCUCUGGCGUCCUGUCUUAUCUUCAAAUGGCCACCGUUCCCUUGUCGUUGGCGUCAAAACUCCCCCAAAUCAUCCAGAACAGCCAGGCAAAGUCCACGGGUCAGCUGUCGUCCUUCGCUGUGGUCGCGCAGAUUGUAGGAUGUUUGGCGAGACUCUUUACCACCGCGACGGAAGUAGGGGAUCCCAUCCUCGUUGCCGGAUUCGGGAUGGCGCUGCUCUUGAAUUGCGUCCUCGGAGCGCAGGUGUGGAUGUACUGGGGGACUAAGGCCGCGGUGGAGGCCAAAGCGAAAGUAAAAGUGGGCGAGGUCAAGGCAGAGGCAGUCGAGGUAGCACCCAUUGCAGAGAAGAUCGCAGACAAGGUGAAAGAAGAGGAAACGGCGUACUCAACGACGUGGACACCCUCUACUCCGAAGAACAUGCAACGCAUGUCCACACCGCCGCCCUCCGGUGGCCGAAAAUGGGCUCGCAAGGUAGAUUAG